CUCGUUUAAGAUAAAAAAUUACAACCAUCCAUCAGGAUGGCAACGAACAAAGGGUGGAAAGAGGGGGAAAAAAAAAAGAGACUAUGGGCGGCAGGGCAUAACAGCAGCAAUCAGCAAAAUUAUUAUAGCGAUCGGAUUGGCGUCUCUCAGCUGAGCACCGGCGAGCUGCGGAAAUGGCCGUCUCCCUGCCUCCUUGUUCGUCCACUCUCUUCACCACUUCGAAGUUCGCGAGAUGCAAUGUCUCCCUUCGGCUGCCCUUAAAUCUAGUCUCGACUCUGCGACGAUCUGUGCCGAGGGUGUACGCCUCCAUCAGCAACGCAUCCUCAACAAUCGAUACUGAUUUGACCACCGAGCUGGACGCCGUGUCCAGUUUCAGCGAGAUCGUUCCGGACACCGUCGUUUUCGAUGAUUUCGAAAGGUUUCCACCGACAGCCGCCACUGUUAGUUCUUCCCUCCUCUUGGGUAUUUCCGGCCUUCCCGACACCAAGUUCAGGAGUGCUAUAGAGACUGCAUUGGUGGAUAGCGAAUGCUAUGAGCAGCAGAAUCCCAAUGACAGACUGUCCUGCUUCUAUGAUAAGGCGAUGGUGAAUGUUGGAGCUGACUUGGUUAAAUUAGUCCCCGGUCGGGUAUCAACUGAAGUGGAUGCUCGUCUGGCUUACGAUAUACAUGGCAUUGUUCGGAAGGUGCGUGAUCUAAUGAAGUUGUACUAUGAAAUAGAUGUCCCUCCAGAGCGUCUUCUCUUUAAGAUUCCUUCAACUUGGCAGGGGAUAGAAGCUUCACGGGUUCUGGAAUCUGAAGGAAUACAAACGCACCUGACAUUUGUUUACAGCUUUGCUCAAGUAGCAGCUGCAGCUCAAGCAGGCACAUCUGUCAUCCAAAUAUUUGUCGGUCGCAUUAGGGAUUGGUCUCGCAAUCAUUCUGGUGAUCCUGAGAUAGAAGCUGCUUGCAAGAAAGGAGAAGAUCCUGGACUGGCUUUGGUAACAAAAGCAUACAAUUACAUUCACAAAUAUGGGCAUAGAUCAAAAUUGAUGGCAGCGGCAAUCCGCAACAAACAGGAUAUAUUCAGCCUUCUUGGGGUUGAUUAUAUAAUUGCACCUCUGAAGAUAUUGCAGUCUCUCAAAGAAUCUCUCACCUAUCCUGAUGAGAAGUACUCAUUUGUUAGGAGGAUGUCUCCUAGUUCUGCCACCGCAUACAGUUUUAGUGAAGAAGAGCUAGUGAAGUUGGACCAAGAGAGCUUUUCAGCAGCUAUGGGACCUGGGGCUAAAGAGCUUUUGGCUGCCGGACUGGAAGGGUAUGCGAACCAAGCACAGCGCUUGGAGGAGCUUCUUGGGAAGAUAUGGCCGCCCCCUAAUGUGUAGUUUCUCUUUUAUGGGAGCUCUGAGAUAUUAGUGGAAAUAAUAAAGUGACUUGGCCUGUCAAGAUGGAACUCUUCUUGGCGCUGCUCAGCGUCCUAGUUGCCUUUCUUCUUCCGCUGUAUUAAAUUUUUGAUUACACACCAUGUGUUACCAGAGAACAAUCACUCUGAUGUAAUUCACCACGGGAUGUUGCACUACAAUGCUUUAUUUUACGAGUAACUCAUUCUUGGCGUUGGGGCAUUUUUAACCCAUUCAGGAUACAAAGAUUAUCUCA
Messenger RNA from Phoenix dactylifera (date palm), 1629 nucleotides. Its product is annotated as Aldolase superfamily protein. Gene Ontology annotation, cellular component: intracellular anatomical structure; cytoplasm. Gene Ontology annotation, molecular function: transaldolase activity. Lineage: Eukaryota; Viridiplantae; Streptophyta; Magnoliopsida; Arecales; Arecaceae. Gene Ontology annotation, biological process: pentose-phosphate shunt; carbohydrate metabolic process. The record is from RefSeq and is a predicted model, not a curated record.